Molecule: messenger RNA, 2091 nt
Organism: Lichtheimia ornata
Lineage: Eukaryota; Fungi; Mucoromycota; Mucoromycetes; Mucorales; Lichtheimiaceae
Exons: 10
Coding region: 1-2091 (696 amino acids)
Biological process (GO): monoatomic cation transport; intracellular calcium ion homeostasis; transmembrane transport
Cellular component (GO): membrane
Molecular function (GO): monoatomic cation transmembrane transporter activity
Source: RefSeq, a predicted model, not a curated record
AUGGCCUUGGGUCGACAGGCAGUGUUACUUGUCUCUUUAUUCUUCAUUGUCAAAACAACUUCUUGGGCUUGGCAAAAUGCGCAUUCCACUCCAUCAGCACACUUGUUGGGCAAACGAUCGGCACCGGUUGACGAGCCUGGCAUAGACGACACCCUUCUUCAAUGCGAUGCUGUUAAUUUACACGAGGACCAGUGUGCAUUUGUACUUGAACAUUGCCAAGGUGUUACACCGGGAAUGAUCGACUAUAUACGGUGGUAUUAUUGCGCGUCUGGUGCAGCAAGACCUAUGAUAUUGAUCAUUCUGUGUGCAUGGCUUUUGUUUCUUUUCGGCUUUGUGGGCAUUGCUGCAUCUGAUUUCUUCUGCCCCAACCUUCAAACAAUCGCUUUUGCUCUACGCUUAUCCGAAAGCUUGACUGGUGUAACAUUCCUGGCGUUUGGAAAUGGAAGUCCCGAUCUAUUCUCGACUUUCAGUGCCAUGAACUCGGAUAUGGGAUCAUUAGCAUUGGGUGAAUUAGUAGGUGCUGCAGCCUUUAUUGUCAGCGUCGUGGCAGGAUCCAUGUGCGCCAUCAAACCAUUUCGUACCAAACGAUUCAGCUUUAUACGUGAUGUCAGCUUCUUCACAGCAGCCGUUCUUCUUAUCAUGGCCAUUGUAGCCGAUGGACUGAUUUACCUCUACGAAGCUAUCAUCCUCAUUGUAUUUUAUAUCAUCUACGUCUUGGUGGUGGUGGGUGGCAACUAUGUCAUGAAGAAACGAUCCAAUUAUCUGAAUCUGGUGCAACGUGCGAGACUGGAAUAUGAAGAGAAUGGACCCGAAGUAGACAACUUGCUACGUGGCAAUGAUUGGUACGGUCAAGAUGUGCAGGAAGAUGAAAUGGAGCUUUAUGAUGAAGGAUUUGAAACGGAGGGAUAUCAAACCGGUCGACGUGGUACGACACACCCCAAGCUGCGUAUUCGUACAUCCUUGUUUUCAGCCAUAGAGUUUCAAGAUGUGGUACGAUCAUUACAACAUGCGAAUGCAAGAGCAAGUGGUUUCACACGACAUCACCAUCGACGACGAGAAUCGGAUCAAGAUAUCAGUCAAAGUGUUCCUCUCAGCUCACGUAACGAACCCUCUCGUCCAACAACGCCUGUAUACCCAUCACGUCCAUCACGACUAUAUCACUACUUUGCAAAGAUCGGCCUCGAUCCUCAGCAAGUGACAUUUUAUUUAUUCCCAUCGCUCGAGAACUUUUCAGAGAAAUCCAUUUACAGCAAAAUCAGCUCACUGAUAUCUGCACCUGUCAUCUUUUUGCUUGCCAUCACCCUCCCUGUUGUCAAGGAAAGCGCCGUCCAAGGCGUGGUUCUCGAUGAAGAUGCAUUGGAGAUGUUGCAGGAUAUCCCGGAUGAGCCUGUGGAUAUGAAUGAAUUAGCUGAAUCGCGAGCUACAUGGAACCAGUGGAUGACAGCUGUUCAACUUGUAUGUGCGCCCAUCUUUGUCGCUACCGUUUUUGCUGUGAAUGAUGUUGUUCCUGCAGCCAUUAUUCUUCCUGUGGCAGCUGGAUUUGGAUUAUUGAUCACGGUCGCCUUCAAACUCACCACAUCGCCUCUACGUCAACCACGGCUCUAUUGGAUGAUGUCGUUUGUUGGAUUUGCUAUUGCCAUGGUUUGGAUUUAUGUCAUUGCCAAUGAGGUGGUCAGUGUGCUUCAAACGGUGGGCAUGGCAUUGGGUAUCAGUGAUGCGAUCUUGGGCUUGACGGUGUUUGCAUUGGGUAACAGCUUGGGUGAUCUUGUCGCCAACGUCACCAUGGCCAAAAUGGGCUAUCCAAUGAUGGCUAUGAGCGCAUGUUUUGGUGGACCCAUGCUUAAUAUUAUGCUAGGUGUUGGCAUUGGUGCCACCUUUGUGACGACCGAAAGGAAUGCUCCUUAUCCUAUUGAAUUAUCCACGACGAUUCUUGUAUCAGCAAUUGGGUUAUUGGUGGUGUUGGUUUCGCUUCUUAUCCUGGUCCCCUUGAACAAUUAUCGAAUGUCCCGUAUAUUUGGUAUUGGAUCAAUAGCCGUGUAUUUGAUAUGUACAGUAAUCAACUUGGUAAUCGAGAUCACCGGCAAUCAUUGA